UCCUUCAAACAAUCAACUUUAGGGCGUAGCAAAAAGAAUUUUUUAUUAUUUUUAGGCUUUUAACCCUUAAUUUUCUCGAAAUUCGCACGCACAACAUCGAAGAUGCGACAACUCUUGAUCGUCCUUGUCUUAUUUUUCUGCAUCACAAUCUGUUCGGCAAUUUGGUGUUAUCGAUGCACUUCAGCCACUCCGGGAUGCUCUGACAAAUUCAAUUGGCGCGGCAUCGGAUUCCUCGGCGAACAGUGCCCCGAAGACGAUGAUAUUUGUGUGAAAAUUACCGAACGCAAGGGUGCCUUGGAGGUCAUUACGCGUGAUUGUCUGAGUGCAUUGAAGCCAUUCCGCACAGACAUUCCCCCAGAUCACUACGAGGGCUGUUAUCCGGCGGCAAAAGACGUGAGAUUGGGACAUUACGUGAACAAUUCCAUCAAAGAGCUCGAUAUUCAUCGGGACUUUUUCCCGCAUGUCGAGUACUGUUUCUGCUUCCUCGAUCAUCGAUGUAACGGAGUCUCGAAAACGCAGGUGUCAGCAUUCGCGAUUGUGUUUGCUACUGCGUGGAGAUUUUUCUUUUAAGUGAAAACGAAGUCAAAGCGAAUCAACGUUCCGUCCAUAAAAAAUACUUCUAAGACAAAACUAAGUUAGGAUUUUAAGUUUCAAAAUGACGUCCAAAAGUGCAGUUAAUAGAACAAUAAAUUUUAUAUGAAAAA
Culicoides brevitarsis is the source of this 704-nucleotide messenger RNA. RefSeq lists its product as uncharacterized. Bases 103 to 570 code for a protein of 155 amino acids. NCBI's taxonomy places the organism in Eukaryota, Metazoa, Arthropoda, Insecta, Diptera, Ceratopogonidae. The transcript has 2 exons. Gene Ontology annotation, biological process: positive regulation of voltage-gated potassium channel activity; regulation of synaptic transmission, cholinergic; sleep. The record is from RefSeq and is a predicted model, not a curated record.